ACAAAGCUCAGAGGCGCCCGCUAAGAAACAUUCACUCAGGGACUCCUCCGUCUGAUAGCACUAGAUAAACACCUCGCUAAUUGUCGCAGAUGAAGACGCCCGCAGAGGACCUGUGAGCCGGCACCAUGGGCAACGCCGUGCGAAGCCUCAUAGCCUUCAUCCCAUCCAAACGCUGCAGACGCUUCCUGGCGGGGGACCUGACGGAAAUGCCGCCAGAUGGGACUCUGGAUCUGAGCGGCCGUCAGUUACGCCGCCUACCCGUCACCGCUUGCGUCUUCGGCGAACUAUCCAAGCUCUACCUGAGCGGCAACAACCUGAGCGGCUUGCCUGAAGAACUGAAGCUCCUGAGGAAGCUCCAGCUCCUUGCUUUGGACUUCAACCGCUUCGAGGAGCUCCCCGCCGCCGUCUGUAAGCUUCCCCGGCUUAGCAUCCUCUACCUAGGGAACAACAAACUUUUCCGGCUACCCGAGGAACUUCGGGAACUCAAGGAACUGAACACCUUGUGGCUGGAGACCAAUCGCUUCUCGGUUUUCCCGAGCGUGGUUUGCGAGCUGCCCAAUCUGAAGACCCUGCAUCUCGGCUACAACCAAAUACGACGCUUACCGGAGGAGCUCGGAAGGUUGGAGGAACUGAGGAGCAUCUGGCUGGCCGGGAACGAGCUGACGGAGUUUCCCAAAGUGCUGCUGGAAAUGCAGUUCCUCGCCGUCAUCGACGUGGAUCGGAAUAAAAUCCAACGAUUUCCGGGGCUCUGUCACUUGCAAGGACUCAAGUUGGUUAUUUAUGAUCACAAUCCGUGCGUUAAUGCACCCGUGGUGGCCAACGGGGUGAGGAGAGUCGGACGUUGGGCGGAUUGUUCUGAUGAUGAGCAGGAAGAUGAAGGGUCAAAACUGAAGAUGACGGAGACAGAAGAAGAUCUCAAUGUUCAACUCUCAUCGGGAUAGCUUUAAAAACUAGAAAAUGCAGUUUCUGGAGAAAUCUUUGCUCUACCAUGACUCACUGUCUAUGAACUUUGGAAUAUUCCUGAAUGACUUAAUGUACAUUUUAGGUCGUUUGAUGCAGAUUCCCAAGCCGCAUCUUUUGAAUUUUUUGGUCACUUCCCGUUGGGUUCGUAACACUUAUGGGUCGAUUUUGGAUCACUUUCUAAUGAUUUGGGGAUAUUCCCGGGUCACUUCAUGUACAUUUUUUUGGAAAAUUUUAGUGUUUUCAGAGGUUUUUUUUUUGUCACUUCCUUUACUUACAAUUCACUUUUUGUUGAUUUUGGUCAAUAUCAGAUGAUUUUGGGACAUUCCCAAACCACUUCCUUUUGAUUCUGGGUCACUUCCUGUUGGGUUCAUAAUACUUACAGGUCACUAUCUAUUGAUUUUGGAUCACUUCCUAAUGAUUUGGAGAUAUUCCAGGGUCACUUCAUGUACAUUUUUUUGAAAAUUUAAGUGGUUUUCAGAGGGUUUUUUUUUUUUUCGUUUCCUCUACUUACGAUUCACUUUUUGUUGAUUUUGGUCAAUGUCAGAUGAUUUUGGGACAUUCCCAUACCACUUCCUUUUGAUCCUGGGUCACUUACAGUUGGGUUUAUAAUACUUACAGGUCACUAUCUAUUGAUUUUGGAUCACUUCGUAAUGAUUUGGAGAUAUUCCCGGGUCACUUCAUGUACAUUUUUUUAGAUUUUAAUGUGGUUAUCAAAUAUUUUUAAAUUUUUUUGCAUUGAUUUGAGGGCAUUUCAGGGUCACUUCCUGCUAAUUGGUAACUUCUUGCACAAUUUUGGGCUAUUUCAGGUCACUUCCUAUUGGUUUUAAGGCACUUACAAUUCACUUUUUGUUGAUUUUGGGUGAAUUUCAGAUGAUUUUGGUGCAUUCACAAAGCACCCUCUUUUAAUGUCUGGUUACUUCCUGUUCAUUGGUCACCUCCUAUUGAUUUUGGGGCAUUCUUCGGUCACGUCCUUUUGGGUUCAUAACACUUACAGGACACUAUUCAUUGAUUUUAAAUCACUUUCUGGUGAUUUGGGGAUAUUCCCGGGUCACUUUGGGGGUUUUUUGCAUUGAUUUGAGGGCAUUUCUGGGUCUCUUCCUGCUCAUUGGUAACAAUUUUGGGCUUUUUUAGGUCACUACCUUUUGGGUUUAAGGCACUUUUGGUUGUUUUGGGGUCAAUUUCGGGUGAUUUUGGGUAUUCCCAAACCACUUCAUUUUGAUUAUGGGUCGCUUCCCGUUGGGUUCAUAGGCCUCCCAGGUCAAUUUAUAUUGAUUUUCGGUCAAUUUUGAUAAAAAUUUGGCAUUUCCAGGUCACUUCCCGUUCAGUGAUCACUUCCUGUUGAUUUCGGGGCAUUCCGAAGUCACUUCCUUUUGACUUUUGGUCACUUCCUGUUGGGUUCAUAACAUUUACGGGGUCAAUAUGUAUUGAUUUUGGAUCACUUUGUAAUAUUUGGGGAUAUUACAUGGUCACUUCAUGUAUUUAUUUUUUUUUGCAUUGUUUUUUAGGGGAUUUCUGGGUCACUUCCUGCUCAUUGGCAACUUCCUGUAGAAAUUGGCGCUUUUUAAAGUCACUUCCUGUUGGGUUUAAAGCACUUACAAUUCACUUUUGGAGAUUUUGGGUCAAUUUAGGAUGACUUUGGGGCAUUCCCAAACCACUUCCUUUUGAUUCUGGGUCACUUCCUGUUCGGUUCACAACACGUAUGGGUCACUAGCUAUUCACUUUGGAUCACUUUCUGAGGCUCUGGGGAUAUUCCCGGUUUACUUCAUGUACAUUUU
Corythoichthys intestinalis (scribbled pipefish) is the source of this 2738-nucleotide messenger RNA. It is a transcript of the gene lrrc10, whose product is annotated as leucine rich repeat containing 10. Gene Ontology annotation, molecular function: protein binding. NCBI's taxonomy places the organism in Eukaryota, Metazoa, Chordata, Actinopteri, Syngnathiformes, Syngnathidae. The transcript has a single exon. The record is from RefSeq and is a predicted model, not a curated record. The coding region runs from base 126 to 941 and encodes 271 amino acids.